Messenger RNA from Cricetulus griseus (Chinese hamster), 516 nucleotides. The record is from RefSeq and is a predicted model, not a curated record. NCBI's taxonomy places the organism in Eukaryota, Metazoa, Chordata, Mammalia, Rodentia, Cricetidae.
UAGGGCCCGAGCGAUAUCCACAAUAAAGAACAGUCAAAUAAAUGCCAUCGUCUGACUCUGCGGAUCCCCCUACACCAGUCUGCUGCCGUGGCACAUCAUGGGUUAAGUCGCCCUUGUGCUUGGGCCAAUGACUGUACACAGAAGCCCCUGAGGAGCAGGCUCCCAGUCAGGGCUCCGCCCACCAGACUUGCUUAAAAGGGAGUGCGAGUCAGCCUGCCUGCCUGUGUAACCAUGAGCGGCAAUGCAUUGGCCUCCAAGAGCCUUGGAGAGGCACCAGAGGAGAGGCGCUUUCUCAGCACCUCGGAGGCGACCGCCCUGGAGCGGGAGCUGCUGGAUGAGUACCGCUUCGGGUGGCAGCAGCUGGUGGAACUAUACGGGCACGCCAGUGCGGUGGCUGUGACCAAGGCCUUCCCCUUGUCCUUGCUGUCGCGCAAGCAGAGGACCGUGCUGGUCGUGUGCGGCCCCGAGCAGAACGGCGCUGUGGGGCUGGCGUGUGCGCGGCACCUGCGGGUGUUC